Molecule: messenger RNA, 3199 nt
Organism: Aethina tumida (small hive beetle)
Lineage: Eukaryota; Metazoa; Arthropoda; Insecta; Coleoptera; Nitidulidae
Product: metabotropic glutamate receptor 5-like
Exons: 10
Coding region: 106-3009 (967 amino acids)
Biological process (GO): G protein-coupled glutamate receptor signaling pathway; regulation of synaptic transmission, glutamatergic
Cellular component (GO): postsynaptic density membrane
Molecular function (GO): adenylate cyclase inhibiting G protein-coupled glutamate receptor activity; G protein-coupled receptor activity involved in regulation of postsynaptic membrane potential
Source: RefSeq, a predicted model, not a curated record
CGACGCCGAACUUUCGAAUUACGGGCGCGAUAUCUCGUGCUUACAUGAUUUCGAAAAUAAGAAAACGAAAAUGAAGACACGAAAAAUAUCCAUAAUAAUUAUAAAAUGCCUGUUCCUUGGAGAGCAACAUUUAUUCAGACGGCUGUCUUCAUAUUGAUCCUUGAUGCGGUACAAAACUCUGAACCUGACAAACGAAUAUCGGCCUUCAUUAACGGCGACUUCAUAAUAGGCGCUCUCUUUCCCCUGCACCACCAGCCCUCAUCAAAGACAAGACUAAUUGCCAGUUUGGGCAUUAAAUGCGGUGACAUCCGUGAGCUGUAUGGCAUCCAAAGGGUCGAAGUGACACUUCAAACAUUAGACAAAAUUAAUAGGGAUCCGAAUUUAUUGCCCAAUGUGACGCUGGGUGUGGAAAUACGCGACGAGUGCUGGUAUGCACCGGUGGCGCUUCAGCAGAGCAUCGAGCUCAUUAGGGACGCCAUCACACCUGUUUCAACGUUGAGUUCAUGUGCCGACUUAACUGGGUCCGAGACCCGGGGCCCAUUGAUUGGUGUCGUGGGUCCCGGUUCCAGUUCGGUCGCUUUGCAGGUUCAGAAUCUGCUGCAAUUAUUUCACAUGCCUCAAAUCGGUUACUCAACCACCUCCCGGGAUCUAUCUGAUAAGAGCAGAUUUAACUACUUUCUAAGGGUCGUCCCCUCCGAUUACUAUCAGGCGCAAGUUAUGUUGGAUAUUGUACGGUACUUUGGAUGGAAGUAUGUGUCAGCAGUUAAUACAGAUGAAAACUAUGGACAAUCCGGGAUACAAGCGUUUCGGGAACUGGCAGAGGAAGCGGACGUUUGUAUAGCCAGAGAGGAUUCGGUCCUAAGCAACGCCGCCGACGAAACCUUCGACAAAGUCAUCCUGAACUUGAGGCAGGAUCCAAAUGCGGUUGUCGUCGUGUGUUUUUGCGAGGGCCUAACCGUGCGGGGCUUACUGAAAGCCACCCGACGGCUCAACAUGACCAACCAUUUCUUGUUCAUCGGAAGCGACGGCUGGGCAGACCGCAGCGACGUAAUAAAGGGUUACGAGGAGGAGGCCUGGGGCGGCAUCUCCAUAAGGAUCCACUCGCCGCACGUGAAAUCCUUCGACGACUAUUACUGGUCGCUCGAUCCGGAGACCAACACGCGCAACCCCUGGUUCAGGGAGUUCUGGGAGUCGCGGUUUACAUGCACUCUCGACGAACCGAACAUUUCUACGUCAGCGCAAAACACCGAGGCCACCGCCAAACCCAAUGAGAAUAUAUGCAGCAGUGACCUAAGCCUGGCGGACAAAUACCGGCAGGACGCAAAGCUUAGUUUCGUGAUUAAGGCCAUCUACAGUCUGGCUUAUGCCCUACACGACAUGCAGCAGGACAUAUGUGGCCACGGCUACACCGGAAAGUGUGACAAGCUCCUUCCCUUUAAUGGAUCUUUAUUUAAGAACUAUUUAAUGAACGUAUCCUUCGAAUAUGACGAGGAAAUAAUAGAGUUUGAUGAGAACGGUGAUCCCCCAGGACGUUAUGAUAUAAUGAAUUACCACAAGCUAGGUGAUGGUACAUUUGAUUACGUUCAAGUCGGCAACUGGAACAAUCGUAGCCUGCUUUGGAACAAUUCCCAGAUGCUGCAGUUCGGCCGACAGGGCAACAUACCGCCCAGGUCGGUUUGUUCGGAGGAAUGCCCAAAAGGACAUUACAAAAACGUGCAACAGGGCGGCAAGGAUAAACGAUGUUGUUGGGUAUGCGUGCCGUGUCCGGGGGGCCAAAUCCUAGUCGAGAAAGGGGAGAAGUGCCAGCAGUGUCCUUUAGGUUUCGUGCCGAAUGAGCAGCGAACAGAAUGUCUGCUGUUGCCCAUCGAAUACACGCAGUGGUUUGACACACAAGCCAUUGUUGCUAUGAUUUUCGCAUCAUUGGGUUUCCUGAGCACGUCGUUCGCGUUCGUGGUGUUCAUGAAAUAUAACAACACGCCCGUUGUUAAGUCUUCCACCAAAGAACUGUGCUACAUCAUACUGGCAGGAAUGACGGUGUCCCACGGUUCAAUUUUUGCAAUCCUGGCUAAACCCUCAGUGAUAACGUGUUCAUUAACCCGCCUAUUACCAGGGUUAAGUUUCGCAAUGAUCUACGCCGCACUAUUGACCAAAACUAAUCGUAUUGCACGGAUAUUGGCGGGCAGUAAGAAGAGAUUCCCAACGAGGAAACCCUUGUUCAUGUCAGCUACCGCUCAAGUCGUUAUAACUCUGUUGCUAAUAACGGUGGAACUUUUAAUCUCUGGGAGCAUGCUGCAUUAUCAGUCACCAAACAUUGACUAUGUGUAUCUCAUGAACCGCACACUGUUGGUUUGUAAUACCACUGCGGAGAGCAUUGUGACCCCGCUGGCGUUUGAUUUCUUCCUUAUUAUACUGUGCACGCUUUAUGCGGUUAAGACAAGGAAUGUUCCAGAAAAUUUUAACGAGGCCAAAUUCAUCGGAUUUGCCAUGUACACGACAUGCGUUAUAUGGAUUGCCUUUGUCCCCAUCUAUUUUGGAAGUGACUCAAAGGUCAUAACAAUGUGCAUGUGUGUGACUUUAAGUGCAAUGGUCACUUGGAUCUUCCUGUUUCUACCGAAAUUGUACAUAAUUAUCCUGCAACCGGAACGCAACAAUAGGGCAUUGUUCACAACUAGUAAAACCAUUCGUUGUCAUAUCGGUUCCAGGGUGGCGACCGCCAUUUCAGAGAAGAGUUCGACCAACAGUUGGAGGGAGAGUAGCACAUCCGCCAAAGAUAUAGACAGAAGUAGUACCAGAGAAAUUGUUCCACAAAAAAGGUCGCUGUCGUGUCAGACUGGUAGCGAGCUGCUUCAAGUCCUCUUGAACCCGAAGGCCCUCAUGGAAGCUUGUUCGCCUGUGCACACCCCGUGUGUGCCAAGGAUAACGGAGAGCGCUUGCUGCGAAGCCGACAACUGCCAAGUGAAAAGGAUCACCAUUGAAUUGCCGCACAACACUAACGGAAGCGGAUACUAGCCUAAUUUUAUGAUAAGUGUUUACAUUCUUCCUCUACCUCGUUCUCGUUUAAACUGUAGAAGAAACAAACGGACCAUGUAAGAAAGUUUAAGUAAAUAAAAUGUUUUGUUAUUCUUUCGAGAUUAAAGUUUUGUAAAUAACUAGACUUGAAUGCUAAGAAUAAUUAUAGUAGGAUUCAGCGGGUAUGUAU